UGGUGGUGGUGGUGGCGUUUCAGCACCGCGGACAGCUCCUGCCUCUGGUCUCUGGGCUGCAGGGAGAAACAGCUGGACGAGACUACACACCGCUUCACUUCGAUCCACAGACCGCCCCGAGCCUGCCCCACGCGAUCCACGCGAGAACAGGCUGUCCGUGUUUCUCCUCCUUCUCCUCCGUGCUGACUGCUGUGUUCUGUGGCCUCGCUGAGGACUCCAGCCUCGGUUAACUGCAUCGCCUCUGCGCCUUCCGUCCGCUGGCUCCUCUUCCUGUUGUUGGCGGCCACGGUGUUGUGGGGUUUUCGGGGAGGGCGGGGCGGAGGAGCAAAGUUCACUUCUUCUUUGCUCUGAUUAUUUUUGGUGUCGUGCACCUGUGUGUGACAUGUGCGUGUGCACGCCGCCGCUCGCUGCCCGGGUUUGUCUGCAGGCUCGGGAGCGCAUGUUCCUCCGGGAUGCAGAAGAAGUUGUGUAGUUCCUCUCGCGCUCUGCUGUGAGACAGGUGAGCUGCAUCUGCAUCGUUGGCUGGGAUCCUCGCAGCAGAGUGCCACGGACUCGCUCGUUUCACGUGGACAAACGUCAGAGAGCACGAUGAGGAGCCUCUGUGACUUUUUAAAUUGCACCUAAGAGAGAGAGAGAGACGGGGGUGGGGUGGGGGUCCCUGUUAGUGCCCCGGCACUGCUGCAGGAACACACGCUUUGCUUCUUUAGCUGCUUAAACCGCUGGGAUCGCGCGUGACAGUGGACACUGUGCCGCUCACCUCUUUACCCCUAACCUGAAAACAGAGCCCGACACGCGGGGAACGAAAUGAAGAAGUUCCGGAAGGUGCUGGACGGCCUGACCACCUCCUCCCCGGGAGCCACUGUGGGCUCUCCGUCGUGCGGCAGCGCGGCCGGGACUCCCACGGCGGCUCCAACUCCGAAGGAGAUCGACGUCCAGGAGACGCUGGUGUCGGAAAACUUCCAGCUGUGUAAGACGGUGCGUCAUGGUUUCCCUUACCAGCCCACCGCUUUGGCCUUUGACCCCGUGCAGAAGAUCCUGGCCAUCGGUUCGAGAUCUGGUGGAGUACGAAUACUGGGCCGACCUGGGGUGGACUGCUACUGUCAGCAUGAGAGCGGAGCUGCUGUUCUUCAGCUGCAGUUUCUCAUCAAUGAGGGGGCGCUGGUCUCAGCCUGUGCAGACGACACGUUGCACUUGUGGAAUCUGCGCCAGAGGCGGCCGGCCAUCCUGCAUUCACUCAAGUUUAACAGAGAGAGGAUCACCUUUUGCCACCUGCCCUUUCAGAGUAAAUGGCUGUAUGUGGGGACGGAGCGCGGGAACACACACAUCGUCAACAUCGAGUCCUUCAUUUUGUCCGGAUACGUCAUCAUGUGGAACAAGGCCAUCGAACUAUCAACUAAAACUCACCCAGGACCAGUCGUUCAUUUGAGUGACAGCCCAAAGGAUGAAGGAAAGCUGCUUAUAGGGUUUGAGAGCGGGACGAUCGUGCAGUGGGACCUCCGGGGCAAGAAGGCUGACUUCAGGAUCUACUACGAUGAGGCCAUCCACUCUGUCAGCUGGCAUCACGAAGGGAAGCAGUUCAUGUGCAGUCACUCGGACGGCAGUCUGACGCUGUGGAACCUCAGAAACACCACCAAGCCAUUCCAGGUCACCUUCCCUCACGGAAAGAUACAGAAGGAUGCGAGGAAGGAGUCGUGCAAACCUAUUCUCAAAGUGGAAUACAAGACCUGCAGGAACAGUGAGCCUUUUGUUAUCUUCUCUGGGGGUCUUUCAUAUGACAAGGCGGGACGACGGCCGGCACUGACGAUCAUGCACGGCAAGGCCAUCACUGUGCUGGAGAUGGAUUACCCCAUAGUAGAGUUCAUGGUGCUGUGCGAGACUCCAUACAACAACGAGGUCCAGGAGCCUUACGCUGUGGUCGUGCUUCUGGAGAAAGACUUAAUCGUGGUGGAUCUAACACAGAGCAAGUACGUCACUGUGAAACAUACAGUUAGACAUCAUAUAUCAGAAUCNCCAGUGACCUGCACGGCCUAUUUCGCAGACUGUCCACCAGACAUCAUCCCGAUCCUCUACUCCAUAGGAGCGAAACACAAGAAGACUGGCUACAGCCAGAAGGAGUGGCCAAUCAGUGGAGGGACGUGGACAUUAGGCUCCCACACUUAUCCAGAGAUCAUCAUCACGGGGCAUGCUGAUGGAUCGAUCAAGUUUUGGGACGCAUCUGCAAUCACGCUGCAGAUGUUGUACAAGAUGAAGACCUCCAAAGUGUUCGAGAAGCCAAAGCCAGGCGAGGGCCGCGCCGCCGAGCUGGUGGAAGAAGACCCGUUUGCUAUUCAGAUGGUCAGCUGGUGCCCUCAGAGUCGCAUGUUCUGCGUGGUCGGCAUCUCAGCUCACAUCAUCCUCUAUCGUUUCAGCAAAUAUGAUGCCAACACUCAGAUAGUGUCUCUAGAGGUGCGUCUGCAGUGUGACUCGGACGACGUCAUCUCUCCAUCAGAGAAUGAAAACAAUCCCAGCUUCUCAGAGCCCGGCUCCCACUCACCCCAACCGCACCAUCACCACCAACACCAACACCCAGCCAGCCCAGGCAGCAGGACACCAGAGGGCAUCAAAGACAGCAUCCCCUGCCUCAAAGUGAAGGACCGGGCGGUUCGGGUUCCUCCUGGCUACCAGUCAGAGUUGGUCAUCCAGCUCCUCUGGGUAGAUGGUGAACCUCCACAGCAGAUCACCAGCCUGGACAUCAACUCAGCCUAUGGCCUCCUGGCGUUUGGGAAUUGUAACGGCCUGGCGGUGGUGGACUACUUGCAAAAAACUGUCAUAUUAUGUUUGUCGACACUGGAUCUGUACGGAAGCACCGACCCCUACCAGCGCCUUACCCGUUCCCCCCGCAGGAACAGGCAGUCCACCUCAGAGUUUUGCAUGCGCGGCCUGUCUAACUUUUAUUCAGAUUCAAAGAAAAGGAUCCGUACAUCCUAUCAGAGCCUUACUGAACUCACUGACAACCAGCAGUCGAUUGACAUGGAGAGGAACAAGUCGCCCACUUCAGUUCAUUACCCAACCUCCCUUCACAAUGACCCCCGCGUCCUGCCCGAGCCUGUGGCCAGUCUGAGAGCCAGCCACUGCAGUCCAGUCUUUUACUUACUGGACAAUGUAAAGGGACCCGGCAGAAAGUUAAGUCUGCCAACAGAUCUUAAGACUGAUCUUGAUCAUGUCAAUGGACAUUGCACUAGCCCCACCUCCCAGCCCUGCUCGGCGGGGAAGCCUCGCAUUCCAAUGGGUCCCGAGGGGCCACGGCUUACCCGCAGAGGCCCUGGCCGACCGCCCUUCCGCAAGGCCCAGUCCGCUGCUUGCAUGGAGAUCUCUUUGCCUGUGUCCCACACUGAAGGGCAUGCAUCCAGGAGGGCAAUGCUCCAGCAGUUACACGGAGUCACUAUGUACUCCCACGAUGAGCACCACAGCACCACCUCCUACUGCUGGAGUGACCGAGAGAGUCGUGAAAACUCCUUCACCCGCUCGCGCAGUUCCAGUGUUUCCAGCAUUGACCGCGACACCAAAGAGGCUGUCACCACACUGCAGUUCGGAGAGUCGUACGGGCGCAAGAACGAUGUCCUGCCCACCCCGUGUCUGUGGGUGGGCACUAGCUUAGGCGUGGUGCUGCUCAUCCCCAUGUCCAUCCCCACUGAUCAGGAGGAAAGGAUGGAAGAGCCUGUCACGAUGGGCGUAAGUGGAGCGGUGCUGAUGCUGAAGGGCUCUGUGUUACGCUUCAGCUUCUUGGACUGCAUGGGAGCUCUCAUUCUGACCCCCUACGAGGUUUGGCGGGACCACAACGCCCCCGAGGACCCAGACCGACCGCGGAGGCGCAAGCUGGUCCACUUUUCGCCAUCGUCCUCCCAGGACGCCUGCGGAGACGGACACUUGGCUGUGGUGUGCUCUGAGAGGCAGGCCAAAGUGUUCCUGAUGCCCUCGCAGUCUUGCCUGUUUGUCCACAACAUCACAGAGUCGUCCUUUGUGCUGAGGGCUGACGUGGUGUCUGUGUGUAACAGCGUGUGCCUCGCCUGCUUCUGUGCAAACGGACACGUCAUGACGCUCAGUCUGCCCAGCUUAAGACCGCUCAUGGAUGUCAAUUACCUGCCUCUGACAGACAUGCGCAUUGCAAGAACCUUUUACUUCACCAAUGGGGGGCAGGCACUGUAUCUCAGCUCCCCCACAGAGGUCCAGAGAAUUACAUACAGCCAGGAGAUGUGCGAUAACCUGCAGGAAAUGCUGGGAGAGCUGUUUACACCAAUAGAAACACCAGAAGCCCAGAACCGAGGAUUUUUAAAAGGCUUCUUUGGAGGAAAUGCCCACACCUUUGACAGAGAAGAGCUCUUCGGCGAGGCUGCGGCUGGGAAGGCUUCUCGGAGUCUUGCGCAGCACAUCCCUGGACAGGGAGGAGUGGAGGGCAUGAAGGUCGCCGCUAGUGGAGCGGUGGGCGAGCUGGCGAGGGCGCGCAUUGCUCUGGAUGAGAGAGGCCAGAGGCUGGGGGAGCUGGAGGAGCGCACCGCCCUAAUGAUGACUAGUGCAGAAGUCUUCUCCAAGCACGCUCAUGAGCUGAUGCUGAAAUGCAAGGACAAGAAGUGGUACCAGUUCUAAUAGCAGGACGGGGGCCUCGGUCUGCCCUCAUGCUGCUUGGAACGAUAUGCCGCGACGGGACUUUCACUUCAAAAAUGAAAGCAUUCAAAGAGAGGCACAGUGACUUUGUCUUUAUGGCUUCU
Messenger RNA from Neolamprologus brichardi, 4745 nucleotides. The record is from RefSeq and is a predicted model, not a curated record. NCBI's taxonomy places the organism in Eukaryota, Metazoa, Chordata, Actinopteri, Cichliformes, Cichlidae.